Acinonyx jubatus (cheetah) is the source of this 1293-nucleotide messenger RNA. RefSeq names its product anti-silencing function 1A histone chaperone (gene ASF1A). The coding region runs from base 379 to 993 and encodes 204 amino acids. Lineage: Eukaryota; Metazoa; Chordata; Mammalia; Carnivora; Felidae. Gene Ontology annotation, molecular function: histone binding. Gene Ontology annotation, biological process: DNA replication-dependent chromatin assembly. Gene Ontology annotation, cellular component: nucleus. The transcript is spliced from 4 exons. The record is from RefSeq and is a predicted model, not a curated record.
GCCUUUGUCCUAAUCCACACCAGCAGGUGGAGCCGCAGUUAAAGUUUCCGAGUCCAUUCCGGGAGCGGGAGCCCAUCUUGCUCACCGCCGAGGCCCUCGCUGGAGGAGGAGGGUCAGAGCUUGGGUGCAGCCAAUCGCGGGCAACGCUGCUAGUUAUCAGAGCAGAAUGGGCUGUAGUUUAGUGAAAUAGGAAAGCUGCAAAACACUGUGGAGUGCUCCCGUGUAAAUAAAAAGAGGAAAAAAAAGUUUCUCAAGUCGCCGCUGCACGACGUCGGGCAGGCGCUGGGGCGGGGGUCUGCGCUCUCCCGAGCGGCCGCGCGCUGGACUUUAUUGUGCCGCAACAAGCCCCGUUCCCAUUGUUUGUGUUUUUUUCAAAAUAUGGCAAAGGUUCAGGUGAACAAUGUAGUGGUGCUGGAUAACCCUUCUCCUUUCUACAACCCGUUCCAGUUCGAGAUCACCUUCGAGUGCAUCGAGGACCUGUCUGAAGACUUGGAAUGGAAAAUUAUCUAUGUGGGCUCUGCAGAAAGUGAAGAAUACGAUCAAGUUUUAGACUCUGUUUUAGUGGGCCCUGUUCCUGCAGGAAGGCAUAUGUUUGUAUUUCAGGCUGAUGCACCUAAUCCAGGACUCAUUCCAGAUGCAGAUGCAGUAGGUGUAACAGUUGUGCUAAUUACAUGCACCUAUCGGGGUCAAGAAUUUAUUAGAGUUGGCUAUUAUGUAAAUAAUGAAUAUACUGAGACAGAAUUAAGGGAAAAUCCGCCAGUAAAACCAGACUUUUCUAAGCUUCAAAGGAACAUUUUGGCAUCUAAUCCCAGAGUUACAAGAUUCCACAUUAAUUGGGAAGACAACACAGAAAAACUGGAAGAUGCAGAGAGCAGUAAUCCAAAUCUACAAUCACUUCUUUCAACAGAUGCAUUACCUUCAGCAUCAAAGGGAUGGUCCACGUCAGAAAACUCACUAAAUGUCAUGUUAGAAUCCCACAUGGACUGCAUGUGACCAUCUGCCAUCCCUUUAGUACAAAUUAAGCUAUAAAAACAUACAGAACUAUUUCCCUGAAAUUCCGUAAGUACAUAGUCAAGACACAAUGUGAAGAAUUUGUUUAAAAAACAUCCUGUAGAAAGUUUAUAAGAAAACCAGUAUUUGAGCAAAUUGUGGAAUAUAAAUACAACUAUUUUUAAGUAAUUUUUUUCUCUAAUGUGUUAUUUUAUUUGUUCUGAAACUAAUCUGAUUAAAACAUAUAUAUUAUUUUCUUCUCCUCUAUAUGUAAUUAAAGCACUUAUAAAGAAAAAAUAUAAA